AAGUUGACAUUGACAAGAAAGUGUUUUUUGCUGUUUUUAGUUGUUUGGGCUUGUUUCUUGAAUAGAAAUAAUAAAAUUAAGAAAAUUAUUCAGCAAAUCAAUUGUUUACAUUCAAGAUGAUGGCAGGCAAAGUAAUGGCAGAAACAGAGGAACAGAGCAGAAUAAGGUUUCAAGUUGAAUUGGAGUUUGUACAGUGCUUAGCCAAUCCAAAUUAUAUACAUUUUUUAGCACAAAGGGGUUAUAUGAAAGAGCAAACAUUUGUGAAUUAUUUACGGUACCUGCAGUACUGGCGGGAACCUGAAUAUGCUCGCUAUCUCAAGUACCCAAUGUGUCUGCAUUUUCUUGAACUGUUGCAACAUGAGGCCUUCAGAAGGGAAUGUGUUUCAGCCCAGGUUUGCAAGUUCAUGGAUGAUCAAGCAAUAUUACUCUGGCAACAUUAUACGAGGCGACGUACACGUACACUACAGCCACCGGACGCUCCAGCACCGCCAGCGCCCCCUGCAGCUCCGCAACCACCACGUCAGCAAUCAUGAUAAAGUACAUAGUUUUUUGUAUAAUCUCAGUAAUGUACUCAAUUUACGAAUUAAUUUAAUAUUAAAUAAAAGUGCAAAUUUUGUGGUAGUCUUUUACAGAAAAAUAUUUGUAUUACUCUUUGAAGGCUUCUAUGUGAACCAUUAUUGAAAUUGGGUUGGUAAGGCAUUUUUCAAUCUUAUGUCAAUGAUGUUUACUGUCAAUAAAGUUUUUGUCAACGUUCAUCAGAAGCUACAUAUACAAAGGAAGCUGAAUAAGCGAGAGUCUAAAGGACCGCAAAAUUUUUCAUACUUAUAGAGGUUUUUCUCUGACCCGAGUUUCUCGUUUAUAGAGGUUUCCUCUUUUUCCAGAUUUGACUGUAGGUACAGCCAACUUUUGUGUAGCGAGGAUGAAAAUUCAAUGAAAAACGUAAAAAAUUAGAUGGAUAUGACGGAACUACUUUUUUUUAAUA
Messenger RNA from Papilio machaon (common yellow swallowtail), 982 nucleotides. It is a transcript of the gene MED31, whose product is annotated as mediator of RNA polymerase II transcription subunit 31. Gene Ontology annotation, molecular function: transcription coregulator activity. The transcript is spliced from 4 exons. NCBI's taxonomy places the organism in Eukaryota, Metazoa, Arthropoda, Insecta, Lepidoptera, Papilionidae. Gene Ontology annotation, biological process: regulation of transcription by RNA polymerase II. The record is from RefSeq and is a predicted model, not a curated record. Gene Ontology annotation, cellular component: mediator complex; core mediator complex. Bases 117 to 533 code for a protein of 138 amino acids.